UAGUUGUCAGUCUGGCAACGCUGUACAAAGAAAUCGAGAGUCAAAAGUAGAAUUGCGCCUUGAUGGCGGACAGCACAACAGAUUCAACGCCGCUGCCCAGGCGCCGUUUGGGUUUGAGGUUACACAAAGGAGCUAAAACGACACCUGGCAAUCGUUUUUAUGCACCACAGGUGGCUACAACGCCGCUCAGUGCGGACAACACCAAUAAUUCGGAAACCCCGCGUGCAAGUCAACCAGUAAAACUCAAAGCCAAUUCUACAAAUUGCCGGCGUCUCGGUUUAACCCGACGUCGCCCUGAUUUAAGCAAGAAGCGACUGGAAUUUAUAGUUACCCAAGACAAUGCUGCUGUUAUCGAGGAGCAAACAAGUCCACAAAAACUGGAAUGGCGACAUCGCAAAAUACUCGAACUCGAGGCAGACAUCGAGACAUGGAAAAGUGGCUUCAAUGCAGCCAUUAAUGACUUACAGGCUUUAGUUCCUAAUCCUGUAACAAAGGAGAAGCUAUUGACGGAGUUAAAGCUGCCACUGGAACUGCUGCAGUACUUAGAGGAAGACUGAAGAGACAAUUAGAAAUAUAACUAGCAGUAAAAUGUAUUUUCCACUACGUUCAAAACAAUUAAACAAACAUUCUCAA
Messenger RNA from Drosophila sulfurigaster albostrigata, 633 nucleotides. RefSeq lists its product as uncharacterized. The record is from RefSeq and is a predicted model, not a curated record. NCBI's taxonomy places the organism in Eukaryota, Metazoa, Arthropoda, Insecta, Diptera, Drosophilidae. The transcript has a single exon. Bases 63 to 557 code for a protein of 164 amino acids.